Messenger RNA from Maylandia zebra (zebra mbuna), 1033 nucleotides. It is a transcript of the gene rps27.2, whose product is annotated as ribosomal protein S27, isoform 2. Gene Ontology annotation, biological process: translation. The record is from RefSeq and is a predicted model, not a curated record. NCBI's taxonomy places the organism in Eukaryota, Metazoa, Chordata, Actinopteri, Cichliformes, Cichlidae. Gene Ontology annotation, cellular component: ribosome. Gene Ontology annotation, molecular function: structural constituent of ribosome.
UCUUCCUCCCAGUCAGUCAGCAGUUUCCGGUACGUGGACAGCGGGUCUUUUUCCGGUGAGAGUCCAAACACGCAGACAUGCCUCUCGCGAAGGAUCUUUUGCACCCAACCCCCGAGCAGGAAAAGAGACGACACAAGAAAAAGCGUCUUGUUCAGAGUCCUAACUCCUAUUUUAUGGAUGUCAAGUGUCCAGGGUGCUACAAGAUCACCACAGUCUUCAGUCAUGCUCAGACUGUAGUUCUGUGUGUCGGCUGCUCCACGGUCCUGUGCCAGCCGACAGGAGGGAAAGCUCGCCUGACAGAAGGAUGCUCAUUCAGGAGGAAACAGCACUAACCUGAUCAGAUGGGGUUCGACAUCCUUGAGAAGAGUAAGAACUUGAUGGACAUCAAGUGACACUGCCAUAGAACUGAUGCAGGGAAUGGGAAUGGCUAAAUCAUGUAAUAUAAGAGGGAGUCUAUCUACUUAAUAUGCAGAAAAAUGCCUGGCCUUGUUGAGAGACCACCAACAGCUUAUAUGAUUCAUUGUUCACUUUAAAUAAAGUUUCAUUUGAUAAAUAAUCUCAUUAGGUAUCUUUCAACUCACCAUUUUAUCUGGAAAAAACACAGCUUUUGUCCGCUGGCAACCCUUUAAAGAUGACACGAUGCAUGUGGGGUUUCUGUUUGUCUUGCAUUUGUUUGCAUUACACCCUUCAUCAACUAAGUAAUGAUUUACAGGAAGGUGUGGUCAGAGAUGAGGCCCAGCACUAGAUGCAAAGUUCCUCUGGAAACAAGGGGGCCAGCUCUAGAAAAGGAAGCAAACUGUGGCUACGUCUCAAGAAAGUUGACUUGACUGCAGAGUUUUCUUGUGUAAAAAGGGCACUCUGCAUGAAUAAUUAUUAAUACAUUUCUUGUGUCUUAUGUUUUAAUGCCACAGUGAUGUCAGCACUAUAAAGUAGGCGAUGAUGUCAGUGGCAUCAGUGCAGGGUUCCCUCAGUCUGAAUGAGGGUCUAUUCAGGGAAGGACACUGUUUGCUCUGCUUUUUUUUAAAAAAAAGAA